Molecule: messenger RNA, 1665 nt
Organism: Anopheles cruzii
Lineage: Eukaryota; Metazoa; Arthropoda; Insecta; Diptera; Culicidae
Product: dnaJ homolog subfamily B member 14-like
Exons: 2
Coding region: 354-1493 (379 amino acids)
Biological process (GO): cellular response to misfolded protein
Cellular component (GO): endoplasmic reticulum membrane
Molecular function (GO): Hsp70 protein binding
Source: RefSeq, a predicted model, not a curated record
UUCAGUAAAGUUAAGUAAUUUCUGACGAAAUGUAUUGCUAAAGUGGUUUGGAACAUUUCAGAGACAAUCAGCAGUCCGAAAGGAGCAACGAUUUGCUGGCAGUUAAACCGCCUGUUUGUUUUGUUGUUCACUGCGAAGCUGCCCAUGUGACCCAUCGGAAUCCUUGACCAAAGGAGGGUGCGAGCCUGUGCGUGUAACUGAAUGUAAUUGGUAUCGAUUUUUACAAACCACUCGCUCGGUUCGGUUUGUUUGGCUAGCGCUGGGAUUUCAUCAUACUGUCAGACAUUACUAAGGCUUAAGGACACGUGUAACAAUCACGUUUCGCCCGUGCUGUUUUACGAAAUAGUGCUACGAUGGAAGUCAACAAGGACGAAGCGAAGCGUUGCAUUGAGCUGGCUACGGCCGCGCUGACCGCGGGAAAUCUGGCAAAAGCGGAAAAGCUGCUCAAAAAGUCACAAACCUUGUAUCCGCUUCCGGAGGCGGAAGUGUUGCUGAAACGCGUCAAAACGCAGUCGCAGUCCACCAACGGGACAGCGCCCGGUGCUGCCAACGGUGGCUCAUCGGCCCGCCGACGAACGGUGAAUCGGGAAGCAGCGGACAAGCCAUCGGAACCGAAACUGAACAUCGACUACACCCAGGACCAGUUGGACGUGGUGAAGCGGGUGCAAAAGUGCAAAGACUUUUAUGAGGUGCUGGGCGUUUCACAAGAAGCACCGGACUCGGAGGUAAAGAAAUGCUACAAGAAGCUGGCUCUACAGCUUCACCCGGACAAAAACAAGGCCCCCGGGGCAAUGGAAGCGUUCAAAGCGCUCGGUAAUGCGGUCGAAACGCUAACGGAUCCAGAGAAACGGAAAGCCUACGAUCUGUACCGCACGACCGACAACGGUUCCUCUUCGCCGGGCCGUAAAGGGCCGAGGGGUGGCUUUACCUAUGGCCAGAACGGGUUCACCUUCCGGCCGGACUUUGAAUCGGAGGUAAACCCGAACGACCUGUUCAACAUGUUCUUCGGUGGAGGCUUCCCGCAGCAGCAACAGCAGCAACACCACUACUUCCGCACCCGGACUGGGCGUAGCUCACAGCACGGUGACGGUUCCGGCAGUCAGCCUAGUCUGGUCUUCGGGUUGAUACUGUGCUUCAUUGUCGUAUCACUUUUGUCGACGUUGUUUGCCACCGAUCCGCUCUACGCUCUGCAGCAGACCACCAAGUACUCGGUCGGUCGCCAUACACUCAACCUUAAGAUCCCGUACUACGUAAAGCCCAAUUUCCUCAGCGACUACCAGGGAUCGCUCGGGCGGCUCGAGUAUUCGGUCGAGGAAGAGUACGUGACGUAUAUGAAGCGGGCGUGCAGCAACGAGCGAGCCUACCGUGAUGCAAUGAUUGGCCGGGCCAAGAGCCUAAUGGCCGGCCGGUCUCAGUUCCAGCAAGCGCAACAAAUGAAGAUGCCCUCGUGCGAUAUCUUGUACCGGCUAGGCAUCGGCAGGCCGAAUUAUUAGGACAGUUAGGGAGUGUUGUACCAGCACUAAAUGUGUAUGUCUUGUUACGUUCCUUUCGUUUUCGAUGUUUUCCUGGUUGAGACCAAUCACUACCAGUUGGGCAUUUGCAAUUAUAGAUUCCACUUAUUGCUGUUCGUGAGUAGUGCGAACCACUGUUUUUAUCUAAUCGAAA